This is a messenger RNA of Durio zibethinus, 1338 nucleotides long. Its product is annotated as putative U6 snRNA-associated Sm-like protein LSm4. The record is from RefSeq and is a predicted model, not a curated record. Lineage: Eukaryota; Viridiplantae; Streptophyta; Magnoliopsida; Malvales; Malvaceae. Gene Ontology annotation, molecular function: RNA binding. Gene Ontology annotation, biological process: mRNA splicing, via spliceosome; nuclear-transcribed mRNA catabolic process.
UCUGAACUUGACUUCUAACUAUGUCGAGGCCACUGAUAUUGGAGCUAUCUCCUGAAGAAGUAAUUGCUUCAAUGCAUAUGGACCUAAUCAGGAAAAAUGGGUUUGUUUUGGAAGAAGAUCCACAUGCUCCACCAGGGGCAAAAACAUUACUUUUGGAGUUGAAGUGUAAUGAUGUUUUUAUCCAAAGUAAAGGCAUAUCGAAGUUGAAGAGAUUGUCAACACUCUGCACUGCAUAUUGAUUAAUGGUAUCUCUAGAAACAGAUGUCAAGGAUUUGAUUUCUACUCUUGCUGAUAAUUAAGGAGAAUGCUCAAUGAUCAGUAGUUACAAAGUAGACACGUCUGAUUCUGUUUGCCCAACUGGAGUUCAUGCAAUUUUGGCAUCUUGUGCUUGCAGAUCAUCUGUUAUGAUUGGAGAUCCACUUGGACGAAAUGAAAUGUAGAAGAUACUUGAGCAUUUAGCAGACUUGAAAUCUCCCUGGAAUUGCCACAUGGGCGGCCAACAAUGCAACAUUUGGUAGACCUGACAGCCUUAAGCAAAGGACCAGAUGAAAAUGACACAAGCAGAUGGAUCUUCGUUGCAUGUUUCUUUUUUUGGUUCUUCGCUAGGUUUCUACGUUUUCAAAAAAAAAAAAAUGCUUCCUCUUUCUCUACUUAAAACUGCGCAGGGCCAUCCUAUGCUGGUGGAACUGAAAAAUGGGGAGACUUAUAAUGGACAUUUGGUCAAUUGUGACACUUGGAUGAACAUCCAUCUCCGCGAGGUUAUCUGUACUUCAAAGGAUGGAGACAGGUUUUGGCGAAUGCCCGAAUGCUAUAUCCGUGGAAAUACAAUCAAAUAUCUUCGAGUUCCUGAUGAGGUAAUUGAUAAAGUUCAGGAAGAAACAAAGAGUCGUGCAGAUAGAAGGCCUCCUGGUGUAGGCCGUGGCAGAGGUAGGGGUAGAGAAGAUGGUCCUGGUGGAAGGCUACCAAAAGGAGUUGGGCGUGGGCUAGAUGAUGGUGCCAAGGGUGCAGGUGGAGGCCGAGGCAGGGGUGGUUCAGGUGGAAAGACUAGUGGAACCAGAGGUGGUGGCCGAGGUCGAGGUUGAUGUGAUGCUGCUGCUUCAUUUUGGGGCGAUGUUGCUAUUUUUAGAAGCAGGUUGCAUCCAAUUGAGUCAAGUUGGGUUCUUCCGUUGAGUUAAUUCUAUCAGAGUGAUCGCGUUAAGUGCCAAAUGUUAGGUGGCAUUGCAGAACAAAAUUAAGAUCUUGUGUUGUGUUUUCUCAUUUUACCUUCUCGCCCUUUUAUCUUGUUGAGGUUCUAGCUUGUAAGACAAUUUACUGUUAAAUUUAUGCGUUAAGGUUAAA